UUAUAAAGUAUCGGGUUAGAACAUAUCUGGUGUCACAUCGGAGUUUUGCGUUACUUUGUUCGGUACAUCGUACAAUUAUUUUCGAGAUAUUAAGUUAUUAAAAAGGAAGAGUUGUUAUGGUUUUAAUAUAAAAUUGUAGCGAAAAGUGAGUGAAUAAACGCAAAAGGAAGACCCGUUUAGUGUUAGCACUAAUAUUUCCAAGAUAAGCUUUCACUAGAGUGUAUGAAACUCAAAAUGAGAAGCAGCGUAAGGUUGUGUUCCCUCCUUCUAACUUUGAGCCAGCUAGCACCCCUUGCAGUUGGUGUAUCGCCGUAUUUAACAGAGAAACCCAGUUAUAUGCUGUCAUGUCAAAUAAAUGAUGCGGACUUUGUCAAAUGUUCUACAAAAAGUGUGCAGCGGGUAAUGGAUACAAUCAUCGAAAACCAGGGGCUUCCUGGGCUGGACAGUCUUCCACCAAUCGAUCCACUAUAUGUCAAAAGAAUCAGGGUUGAUCAAAGUGGUAGUCCGGCCGUAAAUUUAGAUGUAGAGCUCACUAACAUUGUGGUCAGAGGAUUUAAUAAAAUGAAAAUAGUUGAAAGCCAGGUAGAUCCAAAAGAUUACCACUGGGAAACGAAAAUAUUCCUGCCAAAGAUGAGUAUUCGGGGUAAUUAUGGCCUUAAGGGAAGAAUCUUGCUGAUCAAUUUGAACGGACAUGGCAACAUGUCAUUAGAGAUUGAUACCUUGAACAUCGACUUGUACACAACGGCAAGAUUGUAUGAAAAAGGAAACUUCACAUUUUGCAACGUGACUGAUGCUAAGGCAUCGUACACAAUCGACAAACUUAAGACGAGAUUCGACAACCUAUUCAAUGGAAAUAAAGAACUAGAGGAAAGUACGAAUGCAUUCUUCAAUGAAAACUGGGCCACACUCAACCAAGCCUUACAACCAAUCAUCCAAUCUGCAAUUUCGGAAAUUCUUCUGAAGUAUAUGCGAGCCAUCUUCCACUUUAUUCCUGCAAACUUCUUCGUUAGUGAUAUACCCACGUCGAAGCAGCUUUACGGCGAGUAAAAGGAUCUCUAAAGUGUUCAACUUCUGGGUUAUAAUUUAAGUGCAAUUCUGGAUGAAUGGGAAUUUAUUGUUUAAAUAUAUUACCAGGGAAAAAGAUCGAA
Messenger RNA from Hermetia illucens (black soldier fly), 1148 nucleotides. Its product is annotated as protein takeout-like. The record is from RefSeq and is a predicted model, not a curated record. The transcript has 6 exons. NCBI's taxonomy places the organism in Eukaryota, Metazoa, Arthropoda, Insecta, Diptera, Stratiomyidae. Bases 223 to 1047 code for a protein of 274 amino acids.